Messenger RNA from Arabis nemorensis, 453 nucleotides. NCBI's taxonomy places the organism in Eukaryota, Viridiplantae, Streptophyta, Magnoliopsida, Brassicales, Brassicaceae. The record is from the annotation of a GenBank genome assembly.
AUGGAUAACAUUGUGGACUCAUUGAAUAAAGCUUACGAGAAGUUUGUUCUUGCCUCGGCUAAUGUACUCGAGGCUAAAGAGAGUGCGGGUGGGCAAAAAGCUUUGCUUACUGAUGUUGCGUUAGAGAAUUUCAAGGAGAAAUGGGAACUGUUCCGUGUCGCUUGUGAUCAAGCCGAGGAGUUUGUGGAGUCUGUGAAACAGAGAAUUGGAUCUGAGUGUUUAGUUGACGAGGCUACUGGUUUAACUACUUCGACAGGUAACUCAGGGCAAGUAGCAGCUGUUGGUGCUGCGACUAGUCUCCCGCCUAUUAGUGCGGUAAGACUUGAACAGAUGAGUAGAGCUGUUCGAUGGCUUGUUAUCGAGCUGCAACGUGGCUCUGGCGUAGCUGCUGGGUCUGUGCAUUCUUCCUCUACCGGGUUUGAUGCUAGAUUUUCUGAAGACUCGACUCAAUAG